GUGUGCUCUCUUGCGAUUACUCUCUUGCGAUUACUCUCUCUCACUUCUCUUUUUGUAUCGGUCUCGUAUUGGUUGUUUAUAGGGUAUUCUCCGGCUAAGGAUACGGGUUUCGUGGUGAGAUUUUUUUUCUUUCUAUUGUCGUUUACGGGCGAGGAUGAUCGUUUCUUCGGUAAGGUCGAUUAAUCGGUUCUGUUUUCGAAGAUGUUGUUAGAUCCGCAUGGUUUUGGUGAUCGUUUUGGAUCCGAGACAUGGUUCCACAGGAGAAAAAAAUGCCGUCGUCUCUUGCUUUGAGAUUUCCCUUGUGAAAGUUUUCAUCUUUCGUCCUCGUUGAAUCCUUAAUUUUUUUUUUGGUUCCUUUUUUUUUUAUAUAGAAAUUUUGGUCUUCUAAUCCUGGGGAUAGGUUACAGUCUCCGAUUGUAAAUAGAAAUUCUCAACGUCGUGACUUUGAAGCUUAGAUAAAAGUUGUACAGAAAUAGAUUGUAACUCGAGCUCUGAAACAAGCAAGUUUUUUUGGAACAUUUGUGUUCCUUGUUUAAAAAAGGGGUGUUUUUUAUUUGUUCCUGGGGUUGGGUUAAAAAGUGGCGAAGAUGAAUCUAGGUGCGGCCGAGGAAGAAUCGGCACAGGAGAUUCACAUCCCAGCUGAUAUCAAUUGGGAGAUGCUUGAUAAAUCCAAGUUUUUCGUUUUAGGAGCUGCUUUGUUUUCAGGUGUAUCUGGAGCUCUUUAUCCUGCUGUUUUGAUGAAAACUCGGCAGCAAGUGUGUCAUUCACAAGGCUCUUGUAUCAGAACUGCGUUUACCCUUGUGAGACAUGAAGGUCUAAGGGGAUUGUACAGAGGAUUUGGGACCUCUUUGAUGGGAACAAUCCCUGCUCGUGCCUUGUACAUGACUGCCUUGGAGGUUACCAAGAGUAACGUGGGCUCUGCUGCUGUUAGCUUAGGUUUCACAGAGGCUAAAGCUUCUGCAGUUGCUAAUGCAGUUGGAGGUUUGAGUGCUGCGAUGGCUGCACAGCUUGUUUGGACUCCUGUUGACGUGGUGAGCCAAAGGCUUAUGGUUCAGGGAAGUGCUGGUCUUGUCAAUGCAUCGAGGUGUAAUUAUGUUAACGGGUUUGAUGCAUUUAGGAAGAUUGUUCGCGCUGAUGGACCUAAGGGAUUAUACAGAGGGUUUGGGAUAUCUAUUCUGACUUAUGCUCCAUCUAAUGCGGUUUGGUGGGCUUCUUACUCUGUUGCACAGCGGAUGGUUUGGGGUGGAAUUGGGUGUUACGUCUGUAAAGAAAGUGGGAACAACAGUACUGCGAUUAAACCAGACUCCAAAACGAUAAUGGCUGUUCAAGGAGUUAGUGCUGCGAUUGCUGGAAGUGUUUCUGCUUUGAUUACAAUGCCACUUGACACGAUCAAGACGAGAUUGCAGGUUCUUGAUGGGGAAGAUAGUAGUAACAACGGGAAGCGUGGACCGAGUAUUGGACAGACUGUAAGAAACUUGGUUAGGGAAGGUGGAUGGACGGCUUGUUAUAGAGGAUUGGGACCAAGAUGUGCUUCAAUGUCAAUGUCUGCAACAACUAUGAUAACUACCUACGAGUUCUUGAAACGGCUUUCAGCUAAGAACCAUGACGGGUUUUGCUCUAAAUCAUAGCGAUAACAACCACAUAGAAGAAUCUUUUAUGGAAAUGUCUUUAAUUUUCUUACUUGUCUUGUUCUGGUCUAAGCUUGUUUUGCUAUUUUCAUUUGUUUUCCAGUCAUAUGUAAGGAAUGUGUUAAAAUUCAGUUCUUAAAUAAAUAAAUGCUCAUUUUCCUCGAUUCA
Molecule: messenger RNA, 1796 nt
Organism: Capsella rubella
Lineage: Eukaryota; Viridiplantae; Streptophyta; Magnoliopsida; Brassicales; Brassicaceae
Product: solute carrier family 25 member 44
Exons: 1
Coding region: 588-1628 (346 amino acids)
Biological process (GO): transmembrane transport
Source: RefSeq, a predicted model, not a curated record